Messenger RNA from Anopheles stephensi (Asian malaria mosquito), 1591 nucleotides. RefSeq names its product protein Aster-B-like. Gene Ontology annotation, biological process: intracellular sterol transport. Lineage: Eukaryota; Metazoa; Arthropoda; Insecta; Diptera; Culicidae. Gene Ontology annotation, molecular function: sterol binding; sterol transfer activity. The record is from RefSeq and is a predicted model, not a curated record. Gene Ontology annotation, cellular component: plasma membrane; endoplasmic reticulum membrane; endoplasmic reticulum-plasma membrane contact site. The transcript has a single exon. The coding region runs from base 288 to 1412 and encodes 374 amino acids.
UCAAACCAGUGCGCUCACGCACACUCUCGCAAAACCCAUCUGUCAGUGCGCGCUGGUGUGAAAACAGAUGACACAAAAAGAACACAAUGUUAUCAAUAUUUCGGGUGCAUUUUUUUCCUCGUCGAUAAUCAUCGGUCUUGAAUCAUCGGGCCGUUUUGCUCAAUGCUAUCGGUUCCCAAUCGGUCAUUUCCUGCAUCGUGCACCGUGAACCCGCAUCGGAAGGCAGCGUAGCGCAGCACCGUGGCAACGAAGCAAAACCACGCCAGUAAGCUGUGAAACACAAAAGAAUGGUGUCCUCUCCUGCGGAACGAUUGGCGACGGAUUCGUCCGACACGACGGAUGAGGAACCGGAAAAGGCGGCCGAACCACCAAACACGGCCGAAUGUGAUUCGCUGCACAGUGGCCGCCAGCUCGUCCACACCAUCCUCCCGAUCAAUGUGGACGUCAUGUUCGAGCUGCUGUUUUCCCGUUCCAAGUUCCUGACGGAGUUUCACGAGGUGCGCAAAACGACCGACAUGGUGCCGGGCGAGUGGAAGGUGAACAAGGACGGGCUGAAGGAGCGGGUCGUGACGCUCACGAUUGCCAUUACGCAAACGAUCGGACCGAAAAAUGCCCACGUCACCGAAACGCAGGUGAUGCGCAAGUGCUCCCUGCCCGGCCACCUGUACGCGAUCGAUGUGACCGCGGUGCAGGGCGGCAUACCGUACGCGGACAGCUUCUACGUCACGCAGCACUACUGCAUGUCGCGCACGGUCGACAACCACACGGUGUUUUCGGUGCACGCACAGGUCCACUACCGCAAGUCCAUCUUCGGGUUUGUGAAGGGAUUCAUCGAGAAGAACACCUGGGUCGGGUUGGAGGAUUUCUACACGUCGCUGUUGCGCAAUCUGCAGAGCGAGUACUGCAUUCCGCCGGCCAAGAGCAAGGGCCGCCGUACGCGCCGUAGCGUACACGCGCAAAACAAGGCGAUCGAGGAGACGAUCAUCCUGGCGGACCACCAUACCAAAGUGAAACCGGUCCGAGUUCCGACGGUUGUGGUGGGGGGUGGCGGUGGGCUGCCACCCCGGUCAUCCAAAUCGGGCUACAAGAGGUUCGUGGCGUUUAUGCUGCUGGUGUUGCUGGUGGUCAACACGACGCUCUACACGAAGCUGCUACAGAUGGAGGAUAUGGAGCGAAUGUCCCGGUUGGACAAUAGCGAAGAGCUGGACUCGCUGCUGCUUGCCAAAACGGUGCGAACGCGCAACGAUUGGCUAACGAUCUUUCAGCAGCAGGAAUCGCGAUACAACGACGAGAUGCUCGAGUGGCAAAAGGUCCUGUCGACCGUGACGGAAAUGCUGAACAAGGCGAGCGUACUGUGCACGAAGCUGUGCCGGAUGCCGGACAACGGAACCAGCAGCGAAAGUGGAGGGUAAGGAGAGUGCGUGGGGGUGUAUAGAUAAGCGAUAUCGGUCUGUUCCUUGUUUGUAUUAUACUUUUAUUCGAUUUCGGUCGGCGGCCACGAUGCUUGAUCGAUCGGCCAAUUCCCUGGGGCAAAUGGAGGCGCGCACUGUUGUACACUUUUAAUGUAAAAUAUACAUUUAUUUUCUGCGAA